Molecule: messenger RNA, 594 nt
Organism: Rhinichthys klamathensis goyatoka
Lineage: Eukaryota; Metazoa; Chordata; Actinopteri; Cypriniformes; Leuciscidae
Exons: 1
Coding region: 117-587 (156 amino acids)
Biological process (GO): protein ubiquitination; modification-dependent protein catabolic process
Cellular component (GO): nucleus; cytoplasm
Molecular function (GO): ubiquitin protein ligase binding; protein tag activity
Source: RefSeq, a predicted model, not a curated record
AUAGCCUAGCCUAUGAAAUUACUGCACAUUUAUAUUAACGCUAAUAUCCAGCUUUGUAUAAGUAUACGAUGUUGUAGUAGUUCUAGUGCUUUUAUAUUAAUCUCUUCCUGACAGACAUGGAACUGACAGUAAAACUGUUGGGCGGAGAUGAGAAGCGGCUGGUGGUGAGCGGUGAUGCCACAGUUGGUGAACUCAAGCAGCUCAUUUCUCAACACUUCAGUGAACCUCGUCACAAACAGAAGCUUUCUAUCGACAACGGUCACCGUAUCAACCUUGAUGAUGAUUCCAGAAGCCUCAGCAGUUACGGGUUGCUCUCAGACACAGUGGUGAGUCUUGUCAUCACGAAACCUCGACCUUUCCAAGUGUUCGUCACGAACGUGAAGGGCCAGACCAAAACCUAUGAUGUUGAUGUCAAUGAGACCGUAGAUCAGCUCCAGACUAAGAUCUCCCGCAAAGAGAAUGUCCCCAAUGAUCAGCAGAUACUGAUUUGCAACACCAAACAACUGGAGGCUGGAAAGAUGCUGCAAGACUAUGACAUCACAUCUGGAAGCACCAUUCAAAUGACUCUCCGUCUCCGAGGAGGAUAAUGAAGGA